Meyerozyma guilliermondii ATCC 6260 is the source of this 1002-nucleotide messenger RNA. It is a transcript of the gene RPC40, whose product is annotated as DNA-directed RNA polymerase core subunit. The coding region runs from base 1 to 1002 and encodes 333 amino acids. NCBI's taxonomy places the organism in Eukaryota, Fungi, Ascomycota, Pichiomycetes, Serinales, Debaryomycetaceae. Gene Ontology annotation, biological process: DNA-templated transcription. Gene Ontology annotation, molecular function: DNA binding; protein dimerization activity. The record is from RefSeq and is a predicted model, not a curated record. The transcript has a single exon. Gene Ontology annotation, cellular component: RNA polymerase I complex; RNA polymerase III complex.
AUGUCCAACAUCGUUGGUAUUGAGUACAAUCGUGUAACUAACACCACCUCGACCGACUUUCCCGGUCAUAGUUCCAACGAGGAUCAUUCGUGGGACAUCGAAAAGUUCAAAGAUAACUUUGAAAUCAACAUUUCUCACUUGACUGAGAGAACCGCCAACUUCGAUUUGAUCAACAUUGACACUUCCGUGGCUAAUGCUUUCCGCCGUAUUAUGAUAUCGGAGGUCCCCUCUGUUGCGGCUGAGUCGGUGUAUAUUUUUAACAACACUUCGGUGAUCCAAGAUGAAGUUUUGGCUCAUAGAAUUGGACUCAUUCCUUUGAAGGUUGACCCCGAUUUGUUGUCAUGGGUCGACCCUGCUCAAGACGAGAAAGAGAAGUUUACCGACGAGAAUACCAUUGUGUUGUCGUUGGACAUUGCAUGUACCAAGAAUCCUCAUCCACCUGCUGGUUCUACAGACCCUAAAGAUUUGUACAGAAACGCCCAUGUCUAUGCCAGAGAUUUGAAAUUCGAGCCACAAGGACGUCAAGUUGACUUGUUCAAAAACAACCCAGUAGUACCAACGGAUCCAGAUAUUUUGAUUGCAAAGUUACGGCCUGGACAAGAAAUUUCUUUGAGGGCUCAUUGUAUAUUAGGAAUUGGCAGUGAUCAUGCCAAAUUCUCCCCCGUUUCUACUGCUUCAUACAGAUUGAUGUCAGACAUCAAAAUCACCGAGCCUAUAACCGGUGAACUGGCCAAAAGGUUCCAAAAAUGCUUCCCAUCGGGUGUUAUUGGCAUAGAAAAUGACACUGCAUUCGUAAAGGAUGCUCGUAAAGAUACUGUUUCUCGAGAAGUUUUGAGACAUGAAGAGUUUAAUGGCAAGGUCAAGUUGGGCCGAAUCAGAGACCACUUCAUUUUCAAUGUGGAAUCUACUGGAGCCAUGCCUCCGGAAGAAAUCUUCUUCAAGUCGGUGAGAGUGUUGAAGAACAAGGCUGACUACUUGCGCAACUGUCCUAUUGGACAAUAA